AUGGCGUACGCGGUCCGGCAUCUGGUGCCCGGUCCUCUCUCUGCGCCGUCGCCCGCACGCUCGGAGUCGGCUCAGGCGCUGACCCGGCAUUGUUCUUCUCUCGCGUCCUCUCCCUCUGUCUCCACUUUCCUCUACUCUCCUCGGUUUUCGUCUCAGCUUCGUGGACGUUCUCUGCGCUCAUCUGCGGCCUCUCCGCGUUUCCCGCCCCGACGUUUCUCGUCGUUUCCACCCCUGCGCCUGCCUGUCCAUGCAGCCGGUGUCUUCUCGGCUUUAUCCCCGGAACCGGCGUUCCAACCCGCGCGCAAACACUCGCCUCUGCUUGAUGGUGUCUCCGCGUCUCUCUCUGUGCCUCCGUUCGCUGCAUCUCGUAGCCCUUCCCUGCCUGCCUCGCUUCUUCCACGCGUCCAGUCGCGUUUCCUGUCGAACGAAGGCAAGGACAAAACACCGGAACCGGAACCUCGGUCUCCUUCUCCCUCGGGCGCUUCUGAAGCGUCGGUCUCUGCUACCCCCGCUCCGCGCACUCCAGGGGACGAGGCGCAACGGUUUCUCCAGUUCUGCGAGGUGGCCUCGGGCGUCAUGGUGUCUUCCCCAGCUGUCUCGGCCGAGCAGAAACAGUGGAUCUUUUCGGGCGAGGAGGAGCGCGGCGUGAAGUCUCCCGGGGGUUUUUUGGGCCUCGUCUUCGCCUUCAACCAAAAGUUCCAUCGCCUGAGAGACUUGGGAUUUUUCGUCCUUCUCUCCUGCAAACAGGGCGCCCGACAGGCUCUCGUUCUCCUCUCGGAGGAACUCUCUUCCGGCAUCCAGGAAGCGCAGAAACAGCACACGCAGGCGCAGUCACGCGAGGCCAGGGUGGCGAAACGGGGGCUCUCAGCCGCAAACACAUCAGAGACGCCUGCCGCCUCAGGCGUCGCCGCAAAUCAGGCGCAAGGCGAGGAGACAGGGCGCGACGCGGGCGAGCCCGACGCAGCUGAACUCGAGGCGAAGCUGGCGGGUGAAGGCGAGAAGCCGGAGAAAGAAGAGGAGCGUCAGAGACAAGAAUGCUCAGUGACGCAGGAGGGAGGAAGGCCCGCGCGCGAGAACAUUCAGAUGGCCCUGGGGAAGACUGGAGAAACAGAGACUGACAGCGCACACGCCGACGACUCGGCUCCGCAGUCUCCCGGCGCAGGGAGUCUUGAGAACUUGAAAAACUGCGUUGGAGAAGCGCUACUUGCAGGCAUGCAGGCGAAACUCGGCGAAGCUGUUGCAGGCGGCUGUCGGCUCACCUUCGAGAUUGGAGCCUUUCAAAAAGUUCACGUCGCCCGAAUGUGGACAGUCUGCGGCGCCCCGGCAGGCCAUCAUGCGCCGAUUCUGCCUCGGUCCUCGUACCUGGUUCCUGUCACGCCGUUUCUGCACGCGAUUUUGCCGCCGGCAGCGAGGUCGGCCUUCUUUGUAUCCCCUCAGUACCUGCGCUAUCGUCGAGGCCUUCUCGUGAAAGACGCUCCUGUCAACUCCCUCAUGGAGGGGGAAUUCCCAGACGAAGAGGUGAACGACGAAGCCUGGCAUAGGCCAGACGGCCUCAGCGGAGACGCAGGGGACAAAGAGGAGAAGGGACACGCCGCUGGAGACGCGAGAAAACCAGAGGGCGAGAACAGCAGUGCAGCUGCGCAGAAGGCGCCUCUCUCUUUCCCAGAGAAAUUUAGGAAGGUCAUGGAGCGCCUCGAGUUGCUGGACCAGGCUCUGGGGAAAGGCCUUGCAGUAGUCAUGGAGGUGGAGCUUCUGUGCAAGCAAACGUUCGCUGUCCACGACAAAGACAUGAAGCUCCUGUUUGGCAGCGAGGAAGAGGAACAAGUCGUCCAUACACUGCGCUUCCAGUUGACGGCUCGACGGGACGGCAAGCAAUGGGGCGUUCCAACGUUCCAGCCGUCGUCCUGGACUCUCGUUGACUGGAAUGGCCUCGUCGGCUCCGAGUACCCCUGCAGUGUUGGAGCUCUGCGCAACGUUGUCGUCGUGGAGAAGGAUGAGGACCUACCUAAGGGAAAGAAAGUGUGUUACGAGGGCAUCUGCACGAGCGGGCAGCAUUUCCCAGCUGAUGAGAAAAUUCCCUUUUUUGAAGUCGGCAUAAAAUUGCGGCCAGGGGGGGUCUCUCAGUCUGGCAGAUGUUUUAGCCAAGAGUGCUAG
Neospora caninum is the source of this 2154-nucleotide messenger RNA. RefSeq lists its product as hypothetical. The record is from RefSeq and is a predicted model, not a curated record. The transcript is spliced from 8 exons. The coding region runs from base 1 to 2154 and encodes 717 amino acids. Lineage: Eukaryota; Apicomplexa; Conoidasida; Eucoccidiorida; Sarcocystidae.